UUUUUUCUUGACCCGAUCUGCUCUGCGGGAUCCCAGCAGAGGCAGUUUCCACAGUAACACUGUGGCGAUUACGUAAUGCCCCCAUCGGAUAGUGUUUAUGUUGUGGAUGAAACCUAAUGCAGCUUUAAUUGAUUGAUGAAGCUGCAGAAAAAGGAGUCCCGGUGCUGAUCGGCAUUUGUGCAACAUGCAGGCGAAGCUUUUGCACAUUUUAGAAACUACUGCAGACAUUUAAUCAAACCUGAAAGAACCUGAAAUAUCCUCACUGACUGUGUAUAAAAAAAGAAAAGAAAAAAGGACCUCAGCAGGCAGAGAGCUGCCUCUCUGAGCAGCCUGCCUCAGUGCUCAGAGAGGCAGACGCAGGGGAGACGUUAGGACCCGAUGUCCUAAGAUGUGACGGUCAGCGGUGAAAAACCAGGAAAAUCCAACCCGUUUAAGAUGACGGUGCUGAAAGACUUCCAGGAGCAAUGGUUUCCACUCAUUCUGCCUUUGCACAGAAAGAAAACCCAGUCUGUUGGAGGACGGUCGAAACACAGGUGGACAGAGGAGGAGAGGAAGGUCAAAGCCAACGACAGGGAAUACAACGAGAAGUUUCAGUAUGCAAGUAACUGCAUCAUGACAUCAAAGUACAACAUCCUCACCUUUCUGCCUGUCAACCUGUUUGAGCAGUUCCAGGAAGUAGCCAACACUUACUUCCUUUUCCUGCUCAUCCUGCAGUUGAUACCUCAGAUCUCCUCCCUCUCCUGGUUCACUACCAUCGUGCCUUUGGCUCUGGUGCUGAGCAUCACUGCAGUAAAAGAUGCCACAGAUGACUAUUUUCGUCACAAGAGCGACAACCAGGUGAACAACCGUCAGUCUCAGGUCCUGAUCCGAGGCUCGCUGCAGAAUGAAAAGUGGAUGAACGUAAGAGUGGGUGACAUCAUUAAACUGGAAAACAACCAGUUUGUUGCAGCUGACGUCCUCCUGUUGUCGAGCAGCGAACCUCACGGUCUGUGUUACAUAGAGACGGCCGAGCUAGACGGAGAAACCAACAUGAAGGUGCGUCAGUCGGUACCAGUCACAGCCGAGCUUGGUGACCCCAAUAAUUUGGCAACGUUUAACGGUGAGGUGGUGUGUGAGCCUCCCAACAACAAGCUGGAUCGUUUUUGUGGGUCUCUGUACUGGCGGGACAGAAAGUACCUCCUGACCAAUCAGAACAUGCUGCUCCGAGGCUGUGUCCUCCGCAACACCGAGGCCUGCUACGGCCUGGUCAUCUUUGCAGGCCCAGAUACCAAACUAAUGCAGAACAGCGGCCGCACCAAGUUCAAACGUACCAGCAUCGAUCGUCUGAUGAACACUCUGGUCCUCUGGAUCUUUGGUUUCCUGGUCUGCAUGGGCGUGAUCCUGGCUGUGGGGAACGCAGUGUGGGAGAAAGAGGUGGGCUCUUUGUUCCAGAGCUACCUGCCCUGGGACCCUCCUGUGGACAACUUCCUGUUCUCAGCCUUCCUGUCCUUUUGGUCCUACGUCAUCAUUCUGAACACAGUCGUGCCUAUUUCUCUGUACGUCAGUGUGGAGGUGAUCCGGCUGGGCCACAGCUACUUCAUUAACUGGGACCGGCAGAUGUUCUGCUCACAGUGUAACACAGCCGCUGAGGCCAGAACCACCACCCUGAAUGAAGAACUGGGCCAGGUUGAAUACAUCUUUAGUGACAAGACUGGAACACUCACUCAGAACAUCAUGAGCUUCAAUAAGUGCUCCAUCAAUGGACAAACCUACGGUGAGAGGACAGACCAAAUGGGAACACAACCAAAGAGGCUGGACUUCUCUCCCUUCAACCCCCUGGCAGACCCACAGUUUUGUUUUUACGACGACAAGCUGCUGGAAUCUGUGAAAGUUGGCGACGUGCACACCCAUGAGUUUUUCCGCCUGCUGUCUCUCUGUCACACCGUGAUGAGCGAGGAGAAGAGUGAAGGACACCUGGUUUAUAAAGCCCAAUCUCCAGACGAGGGCGCUCUGGUGACGGCAGCUCGAAACUUCGGCUUCGUGUUUCGCUCCCGAACACCCGGGACCAUCACAACCUCAGAGAUGGGCCGAACCGUCACCUACUCGCUGCUCGCCAUACUGGACUUCAACAACAUUCGCAAAAGGAUGUCUGUUAUAGUGCGAAACCCAGAGGGACGGAUCCGUCUUUACUGUAAAGGAGCCGACACGGUGCUGCUGGAGAGACUCCACCCCUCUAACCUGGAGCUGAUGACUGUCACUUCAGACCACCUCAAUGAGUAUGGAGCAGACGGGUUGCGGACUCUGGCCUUGGCCUUCAGGGACCUGUCUGAGGAAGAGUGGGAGGUCUGGUCAGAGAGUCACCGGUUUGCAGGCAAGGCCACGGACUGCAGGGAGGACAGGCUGGCAGCGUCUUAUGACCUGAUAGAACAAGACAUGAUGCUUCUUGGUGCCACAGCUAUAGAGGACAAGCUACAGGAGGGGGUCCCAGAGACCAUCGCUCUCCUCUCUCUGACCAACAUUAAGAUCUGGGUUCUCACAGGAGACAAGCAGGAAACAGCCGUCAACAUAGGUUACUCCUGUAAGAUGUUGACAGACGACAUGGCCGAGGUGUUCAUCAUCAGUGGACACACCGUUCAGAGUGUUCGACAAGAGCUCAGGAGCGCGAGGGACAGGAUGAUGGAGCUGUCACGUAGCAGAGAUGGAGGGAAGAGGGGAGGGAUGGAGGGAUGGGCAGAGGCCUGCUUCAUGGGGAACGGGUUCCAACAAGACCAAGAAGGAGAUGUAGGAGGAGGGAAAGUGUUUCACAGCCCUCCACUUCCUUCACCUCCCUCCAGCUUCAUGGACAGCAUCUCUGGAGAGUUUGGCCUCGUUGUCAACGGCCACAGUUUGGCUCAUGCUCUCGAAGCGGACAUGGAGGCGGAGUUUGUGUCGACAGCUUGUGCGUGCAAAGCAAUCAUCUGCUGCAGAGUCACGCCGCUGCAGAAAGCCCAGGUGGUGGAGCUCAUCAAGAAACACAAGAAGGCCGUCACUCUGGCUAUAGGAGACGGCGCUAACGACGUUAGCAUGAUCAAAAGCGCUCACAUCGGAGUGGGUAUCUCCGGUCAGGAGGGGAUCCAGGCCGUGUUGGCCAGCGACUACUCCUUCGCCCAGUUCCGCUUCCUCCAGCGCCUCCUGCUGGUCCACGGCCGCUGGUCCUACCUGCGCAUGUGCCGGUUCCUUUGCUACUUCUUCUACAAGAACUUUGCCUUCACCAUGGUGCACUUCUGGUUUGGCUUCUUCUGUGGCUUCUCUGCUCAGACGGUGUAUGAUCAGUACUUCAUCACACUCUACAACAUUGUGUACACCUCCCUCCCUGUGCUGGCUAUGGGCAUAUUUGACCAGGAUGUUCCAGAUCACAGAAGUCUGGAAUACCCUAAGCUGUACGAGCCGGGGCAGCUCAACCUCCUCUUCAACAAGAAAGAGUUCUUCAUCUGCAUCGCCCAGGGCAUCUACACGUCAGUGGUGCUGUUUUUUGUCCCCUACGCCGUUCUGUCCAACGCCACUCAGAGCAACGGCGUGCCGCUCGCAGACUACCAGACGUUUGCCAUCAGCACGGCGACCGCCCUCGUCAUUGUGGUCAGCGUACAGAUCGCUCUCGACACGGGCUUCUGGACAGUUAUUAACCACAUGUUCGUGUGGGGCUCACUGGGUUUUUAUUUCACCAUCAUGUUUGCAUUGCACAGCCAGACCCUCUUCAGGAUCUUUCCCAACCAGUUCCACUUUGUAGGUUGUGCCCAAAACACACUGUUGCAGCCGGUCGUGUGGUUAACUAUUGCACUAGCGACAGCAAUCUGCAUAGUUCCAGUUUUGGCAUUCCGCUUCCUCAAGCUGGACCUGAAGCCUCAGCUCUCAGACAUGGUGCGUUACACACAGCUGGUGCGGCAGAAGAGGCGGAGACCGGCAGGUUGCGGUAUCGGAAGUGCUUGGCGUGGCACCGGCAGCGUCACGGAGAGCCGCCUGGGCGCCCGCGGUGGCUCCAGGAGGUCCGGCUACGCCUUCGCCCACCAAGAAGGCUUCGGAGAGCUGAUCACGUCAGGGAAAAACAUGAGGCACUCCUCGCUGGGCCUGGUCAGCUUCGCUUCCAGGCACAGCUCCAGCUGGAUGGAGACCCUCCGCAGGAAGAAGAACCCUCCCAACGCCUCUGGGGACUGCAGCCCGGCGCCCAGUCACGCCUCCGACAGGGUUCCACCGCUUUCAAACUCCUCCUCUGUCCUGGGCGGCUCGCAGGAGGAGACGGUCACUGAGGCCGAUCAGAACAUUCAGAGUGUCCCCGCUUCUCUCUCACAGCUGGAGGCCUCUGCUGAAAACCUCACCUGUGCUCCUGUCAGGCCUCAGACAGACUCACCUGGAGGCUGGAUACUCACGCUGGAGACUGUGCAGGAGGCUCUGUUUGGAUGGAAGGGAGCUGCAGCUCGUGGGAAUACGUCCGACAACCAGGGCUCGCCGCGCGCUGCCAGGGAAUCCAUCCAGACGGAGUGAAGGGCCUGCAGCAGGUGGAAGGACCUGACGUUAGUGACGCGUGUGCAGGGUGCACGGUCAGGCCCAGCAUGCAGAGCUUUUAACCACACGGAUCUGUUUUCCCCAAAACACACAGAUUUCAGCAGAAUGAGGAAGCAGCACGUCGUAAUGACCUGGACUUUCCCCUCAAUAACUUAUAUUUAUCCUGGCCAGAUAAUUAGUGCGGUUUAUAGAGGACUUGAAAUUAGAUUUGCAACAUUUAGUUGAAAUCAGCAGAAAAAAGCAGAAGCAGGAUAAAUAGUUUGUGUGUCGCAGAUGAAAAGUCUCACAGCUGAAACACACAAAGCUGCUCACAGUGAAACAUUCAGCUCAUGAGGAGAAGACACAGUGUGGGCCUCUCUGGUGAAAAACUUUAGUUAAAGUUCUCAAUGAGAACGCCGUUUACUUUACAGAAAAACUGCUGCGAGACCCGAGUUCCCCUUUUUAUUUUCUUUCUGAAGCUGUUCUGUUGCAUCAUAUUGAUGUGUUUGUAGCUGUCCCUUAAAUGAUGCUUUAAUUUGAAAUGUAGGCCUUUAUUUCUUCUGUUUCUGACUGUGACUUUAGUCAGAGUCUGUUUUAACAGGUGUCUGACAAACAUCGACCUGAACAAACUGAAGUUCUGCUUAUUUAAGGUUAGAGAGCAGAGAUUGUUCUGGAGCAUCACAUCACCUGAGGACCGUUAGUUCAAACUGUUUCACCUGGUGAAGUUAGUCAAAAUAAAAUAAAUUCAUCUCUUAUCCAUGGCUUGUUUAUAUGAAAUAUCUGAAAUAUAAUUUAAAGAUAGUUUGAAGUUUUUUGAGCAUUAACUACACUGCAAAAAUUGUCCACGUUACCAAGUUUUAA
Austrofundulus limnaeus is the source of this 5358-nucleotide messenger RNA. RefSeq names its product ATPase phospholipid transporting 8B2 (gene atp8b2). Gene Ontology annotation, biological process: phospholipid translocation; Golgi organization. The record is from RefSeq and is a predicted model, not a curated record. Gene Ontology annotation, molecular function: magnesium ion binding; ATP hydrolysis activity; ATP binding. The coding region runs from base 436 to 4497 and encodes 1353 amino acids. Lineage: Eukaryota; Metazoa; Chordata; Actinopteri; Cyprinodontiformes; Rivulidae. The transcript has 29 exons. Gene Ontology annotation, cellular component: plasma membrane; trans-Golgi network.